This is a messenger RNA of Erpetoichthys calabaricus (reedfish), 1040 nucleotides long. Its product is annotated as fish-egg lectin-like. The transcript is spliced from 4 exons. The record is from RefSeq and is a predicted model, not a curated record. Bases 181 to 942 code for a protein of 253 amino acids. NCBI's taxonomy places the organism in Eukaryota, Metazoa, Chordata, Cladistia, Polypteriformes, Polypteridae.
UCUGAUUUACAUCUCCCAAUGAAAUAGCAUCCUCCUGCUCUGUUUAGGUUUCUCAUGGUAUUUACCUACAGACAGUCGGUUCACAUUGCCAAGUCUACUAUUGGUCAAUUUCAACUAAGCUUCUGUAUAAGAACAUAUCAUGGAAACGCUGAGUUAACCAAAAGAAAGCGCUGAGCAAGAAUGAAGUGUUACCUGAUCUUCUUCACUGUCUUCACUGGCUCCUGUGUGGCUCUGAACUGCCAGCAGGUGGAUGGGAAUCUGAAACAGAUUGAUGCCGGCUUGGGCCAGGUGUUUGGUGUAAAUGCAAGUAAUAAUGUCUUCACUCUCUAUGGCAAUACCUGGGUACAGCUACCAGGAGAACUGAAGCAUGUCACUGUCGGGCCUGCUGGGGUAUGGGGAGUCAACACAGACAACAACAUCUUCAAGAUGGUGGCUGGUCAGUGGGUGAAUGUUCCAGGACUGUUGGUGCAGAUCGAUGCAGGAGGAGAUGAGUUUAUUUCUGGAGUUAACAUGUUUGACAAAGUCUUCUGUAUGAACAGCCAGUAUAGCAUGGCGUACAGUAAUGCCCAGACACUCACUCAAUGGGAAAAUCUGCCUGGAGGCCUCACGUACUAUUCAUGUGGCCCCAUUGGCUGUUGGGGUGUCAAUUCUGCAAACCAGAUCUUUUUAAUGAAUAAUGUCAUACCAACUUCUUGCAUGGGCAAUCAACAGUGGCAAAACAUCCAAGGCUCCUUGGCAAUGAUUGAAGUUGGCACAGACGGCACUGUGUAUGGAGUGGAUAAUACAGGCAAAAUAUUCCGCAGGGAUGGAAUAACAAACAGCACUCCAGCUGGCACACAGUGGACUCUGGUUAACAUCUGCGGAAAUUGUAAACAUGUAUCCUAUGAUCUUGGUGUAUUAUGGAUCAUCAAAGAUGAUGGCAGCAUCAUGACCUGUAGCUAAACUACUCUGAGAAGUAUUCCCAGCUGACAUAAUACAUCUCUAAUAACAUAAAAGAUAAUGUAAGGUGAAAGCACAUUUAUCUUCAACCUGUUUUUCAA